Messenger RNA from Otolemur garnettii (small-eared galago), 558 nucleotides. RefSeq names its product peptidyl-tRNA hydrolase 2, mitochondrial-like. Gene Ontology annotation, molecular function: peptidyl-tRNA hydrolase activity. Gene Ontology annotation, biological process: positive regulation of anoikis; negative regulation of anoikis. Lineage: Eukaryota; Metazoa; Chordata; Mammalia; Primates; Galagidae. The coding region runs from base 1 to 558 and encodes 185 amino acids. The transcript has 3 exons. Gene Ontology annotation, cellular component: cytosol; mitochondrion. The record is from RefSeq and is a predicted model, not a curated record.
AUGGCAGUCACUGUGAAAGUACCCUCCAAAUCUUUGGUCAUGGAAUAUGUGGCUCAUCCUGGUGCUUUCACCUUGGCUGCUGGAGUUGCUUGUGGUAUGUGCCUGCGCUGGGCCUUCCGAGUACGUAUUGGGAUGCUUUCCAAAGAAAAAACAACACAAAAACCUAUGAGCGAGACAGGCACUGAAGCAAACAUCUUAGGAGAAAAUGGGGAGUACAAAAUGAUUCUUGUUCGGACUGAUUUAAAGAUGAGAAAAGGAAAAGUGGCUGCCCAGUGCUCUCAUGCUGCCAUUUCUGCCUACAAGCAAAUUCAAAGGAAAAACCCAGAAGUGCUCAAACAUUGGGAAUAUUGUGGCCAGCCCAAAGUGGUGGUCAAAGCUCCUGAUGAAGAAACCCUGGUUGGGUUAUUGACCCAUGCGAAAAUGCUGGGACUGACUGUAAAUUUAAUCCAAGAUGCUGGACGUACUCAGAUUGCACCAGGCUCUUCAACGGUCUUAGGAAUUGGGCCAGGACCAGCAGACUUAAUUGACAAAGUCACUGGUAACCUAAAACUUUAUUAG